AUGCCCUUCACGCGCUUCCGCGACGCGUACGCCCGAGCGCGGCAGCUCCAGCUGCUACCUCACCAGCUGCUGCGGCCAGAGAACUACCGCACCGGCGCUGCGCUGCAGGAGAAGCUCGACAUCCUGCGCCUCUACCUGCUGACAGGCCUUCUGACGUCGCCGCUGCCACCGGCCGCAGCCACCACUGCAGCCAACACGUCCGCCACAACCGUCGCCGCCGUCGCACCUCUCGCCUCUCCGUCCCGUUCGCCAUCGUCCUUCGUGCCGCCUGCCGCACCGCCGCCAGCGCGCGCGUCGUGGCCGGACGUGCGCGUCCGCUCGCUCGAUGACGUCGAGGACACGGCGCCGCGACUCCACCAGCAGGCCGCCGCCGUCCAGUCCAACGCCGUCUCCCAGCUGGCGCCGGGCCUGCCGGCAGACGCGGACGACGCGACCCGCGUGCUCUACUACCCGUACGACCUGAUGCGGCUGCAGGGCGGCGCCGCGCGCUUCGAGGGCAACGCGUGCCUCAUGCUGCGGUACGACGGCACGCUCGUCGACGGCAGCGAGACUUCGCUGCGACUCGCGAUGGAUUGCCCCCUCUCCGUCGGCCACCUCGCCAACCACCCCCCGCGCGGCCGCGGCGCCAACGUGCUCGCGUGUGCCGUCGACCUCGACGCCUCCUCCUUGCCCGAGCGGGUGCUGCCGCUGCUGCCGUAUGUGCGCGCGACCGAGGUUGGGUGGAGGCUGCGGCUGGAUCGCGGCGACGCGCCGCCCACAGAGGCGGCCGAGGACGCGCCGCUGCGCGGCCUCGUGCUGGUCGCGUCCCGCGACAUCGAGGAUGAAGAGCUCUUCCUCGACUACCGGCUCAACCCGGCGACGCGCGACAAGUGGCCCGGCUGGUACGUGCCGCUCGACGAGGAGGAGGCGGCGCGGCGAUGGGGUUGA
Molecule: messenger RNA, 927 nt
Organism: Emiliania huxleyi CCMP1516
Lineage: Eukaryota; Haptophyta; Isochrysidales; Noelaerhabdaceae
Exons: 7
Coding region: 1-927 (308 amino acids)
Source: RefSeq, a predicted model, not a curated record